CUGAGUAUUUGAUAGUCGGGAAAGUCAACUAUAGCAUUCACUCUUUUUUUUUGCAAAUUUUAAUUCUAUAGCACAUAUCCGACACAUAGCCGAACUUUAUUUUGCAUUUUCCUUCUUUCUAUAUUUGAAAAACGUACUCUUCGAUUAAGUAUUUAACUCCAAAAUCCAAUCAAUCUGGCAGGUCUGCCGAGAAACGGGAAAAAUUCACUCUUUGCGUUCUCUAUUUUACGUUGUUUUUGUCUUCGGUCCACGGUGAUUAUCUGUAGCUAUGUUUGUUCGCGCCACGAAGGGAAAAGACACCAUGACCAUAUCGGAUCUUGAACUUGACAGCAGCAAGAGCAUCGACCUGACAAACAGGAGGAAAGAGAAAGCGGGUUCCGUCGCCUGCGAGGGAUUAAUCACCACGUACCAUGAAUACUGCAGGAACACCUCCAUACAUGGAGUCCAAUAUCUCGGCGAGUGGGAGCGACCAUUCCGCGAGCGAAUUUUUUGGCUGUUCGUGUUCCUGAUCUCGAUCUACGGCUGCUCCACGCUGAUUCAAAGUGCCUACACCAAGUGGACCGAAACGCCUGUGAUCGUUAGCUUCGCGGAAAAAUCGACCCCCGUCUGGAACAUCCCGUUCCCGGCGGUCACCGUUUGCUCGGAGACUAAAAGGGUGUUAAAGCAAAAAGGAAAGGAGACCACCUAUGCUGAUCUCUAUAGCCAGUUUAGCGAGGAUAUGCGAGCUUCGCGCGUGUUUAGGCCCGAAAACGUUAGUGCCGUUGAGAUGGAGGAGUUCCGCACCCUGCUGCACGUAUGCAACACCCAGAUCAUUGAGGAGGACAUUCCUUUGAUAGCCGGCGACGACUUGGACUACUUCGAUGUUCUGCAGAGGAUGCUGCCGCAGUUUGAUCGGUAUUUCUUUUAUUGCCGCUGGCUAAGUCGCUUCGGCGAGUGCGAGACCUUUUUUCGGAAGACUCUUACGGAGGAGGGCAUCUGCUACACCUUUAAUGGGCUGAGGGCCACAGAGAUAUACCGAGACGACACCUAUCAGUACCAACACAGCGGGGAACGCCUGGAAAUGGAAAAUAUUAGCUCGCAGCACACGCCCUGGACUCUGGAAACGGGUUAUGCGCUUGACAGCAAUGUGGAGACCUUUCCGGCGCGGGUUUUGAGUGCCGGGGCGCGAUCUGGCAUUUUCCUGGUCCUUCAAAGCUUUAAGCAGGAGGUGGACUACGCCUGCCGAGGACCUGUGCAGGGAUUUAAGGUGGGAAAAGAUGAAACCGUACUGCUCCAUGCCCCCGAUGACGUUCCGCAGGUUUCCAAACAGUUUGUGCGCAUUCCUAUGGGCAAGGAGGUGCUGAUCGCAGUGAAGCCCAACAUGAUCACCAUGUCGUCGGGCAUAGCAGAGUACCAUCCCAUUCGGAGGCAGUGCUUCCUCAGCCACGAACGGUCGUUGCGCUUUUUUAAGGUGUACACCGAAUCGAAUUGCCAACUGGAGUGCUUGGCCAACUUCACGCUGACCAAGUGCGGAUGUGUUAAGUUCUCGAUGCCAAGGACCAUGGACAUGCCCGUAUGCGGAGAGGACAAGAUUACCUGCUACGAUAGGGCGGAAAGGGAGUUGUUAGUCAGGGAAUUCAAAAGGGUAAGAGCGCUGAACGCCGCCCGAGAGAAUUCGCGGGGCGUGGAAUCCGCCUGUAAUUGCAUGCCGGCAUGCACAUCCCUCGUCUACAAUACGGAGAUUUCCCAGGCCAACUUCGAUUUGGAAGAAAUGCUAGUGGCUGACGGAGACACUGAGUUCCUGAAGGAGUAUCCCGGUUCCCAGAUGUCUCGUUUGUCCAUUUACUUCAAGCAGAGUCAGUUCAUCACUUCGAAACGGUCGGAGCUUUACGGAAUGACCGAGUUUCUGGCGAAUUGUGGUGGCAUUUUCGGUUUGUUUAUGGGGUUCUCUAUCUUAAGUCUGGUGGAGAUGAUCUACCACUUCACGUUGCGGCUCUUUACCAAUCUGAAGCGUCUGGUUAAAGGAUAACCCCUUACCACUAAAUUUUAAAUGCAAAUAAUUAGUAUUGUACAGAACAAUUGUUAUUUGAACUAGUUAU
Messenger RNA from Drosophila erecta, 2078 nucleotides. Its product is annotated as pickpocket protein 28. Gene Ontology annotation, biological process: sodium ion transmembrane transport. The record is from RefSeq and is a predicted model, not a curated record. NCBI's taxonomy places the organism in Eukaryota, Metazoa, Arthropoda, Insecta, Diptera, Drosophilidae. The coding region runs from base 269 to 2008 and encodes 579 amino acids. Gene Ontology annotation, molecular function: ligand-gated sodium channel activity. The transcript has 4 exons. Gene Ontology annotation, cellular component: membrane.